GGUUGUUGCCUGUGAUGAUUAUCAUGAUAUGGACGUCUUGAGACGAACCGUCGACGGGAUUGUGUUAGAUGACGUCGGUCAGGUACAGUGGAUAUCAGAUCUUACAUCUAUCCCUACCGUGGAGUAUUGUGACAUUCUGAUUUAUUUCAUGAAAGUUUGUGGUUGGUCUGAAACAAGGUUGAAGAAUUAUAAAAGUGACAGUGGCUACAAGUUGUAUCUUGAUCAUCACAUCAGUGAAGUGUGUCUCGGUGCCAUUCCAAACAGUGGGUCGUACAUGUAUGUGAAGGCCUCCUGUAUUCCAGAGACUAGACAAAGUGCUACACCAUAUUCUACAUGGCUCCUUAUAAAGCAGGACGGACAUGUGAAAUCUGGUGGUUGUACAUGUGUUGCUGAUGAUGGUACAUGUAAGCAUUGUGUGGCUUUGCUGUUUGCCAUGUCAGCAUUCUGCGAACGACAUCAAGACAGGAGCACUGAGGUUGGUACAGAUGUUGCUUGUGUGUGGGACAAACCCAAGAAAACAACUACACCGUUGGAGAUUGAGGACAUGGAUAUCCGUGUAAACAAGGUAACACCCAAGCCCAAGUCUGCUAGUGCUGAAAACUACAAUCCCACAGUAAGGUCAGAGUGUUUGUCAAAAAGACAGGUGGAGAAAGAGAUCUUCACUUUGUGUAAGGGGAGUAACAGUGUACUUUUACAAGCUUUGGAUCCACCAAGUGAUGAUGAUGACAGUUUAGAUGAUGAAACUUUCCCACCUACAUUGCUGGAAAUUGCAGAAACUCUGAAAGGUAAUGGUGAUGAUGUAAAUGCCUUAGCCUCAAAAGUUAAUUCAGCACACUCUGGUGCAGAAACUGUGAACAGGAUUGAAGAAAUGACCAGGGGUCAAGCUGAUAAUCCUGAUUGGUUCGCUUAUAGGACAGGACGUGUGACAGCCUCCAUAUUUUCCUCAGUGAUGCACUUUAGAUUUAAUGAAAACUAUGAUAACUAUAUUGUGAAGAAAAUCAUGUGUCCCCAACCACCAGCUAUGUUCUCGAGGUCAAGUGGUCCAGAUGUUCUCAAGUUUGGCAAGGAUCAUGAACCUAUUGCACGGUCGUUGUACACAACACAGUAUGCCACUAGCCACAAGACGUCAUCAGUCAGAGAGUGUGGUUUGUUUAUUGAUGCUGAACAUCCAUUCAUGGGUGCCUCACCCGAUGGUGUUGUGUGCUGUAAGUGUUGUGGGAAAGGAUUAUUAGAGGUGAAAUGUUCAUAUUCAUUUAGAGAUUCAACGCCUCAAACUGUAUGUGAUGAUCCCCACUACCACUUGUACAGUGAUGAUGCAAAUAUCAUCCAUUUGAAAACUGAUUCCCCUUGGUACAUUCAGAUUCAGGGACAGAUGGGAGUGUGUAAGAUCAACUGGUGUGACUUUGUAUUUUACACAAAGAAAGGGUUUUCUGUGGAAAGGAUCUAUUUUGACCCAGCUGUUUAUGAACAAAUCAUUGAAAAAUCUGAAAGAUUUUGGAACAAGUAUGUUGCAAGGGCAUUGUUGCAAUAGUGAUUAAAAACUAGUAAGAAAGUGACUAAGAUCCAUAAUGAGAGGGAAAUGUACAUGUAGGAUAUUAUUUGCUACUGAUCAAUGUCUUAGAAAAUUUAUAUUGAUAUUUUAAUGUUACUUGCAGUAACCUACAUCAAAAUUAUCUGGUCAUGGUAUUCACAUUGUGUUUAAUGAAAUUUAUCUUAAUGGAUC
Molecule: messenger RNA, 1723 nt
Organism: Pecten maximus
Lineage: Eukaryota; Metazoa; Mollusca; Bivalvia; Pectinida; Pectinidae
Exons: 2
Coding region: 29-1531 (500 amino acids)
Molecular function (GO): zinc ion binding
Source: RefSeq, a predicted model, not a curated record